Messenger RNA from Coccidioides immitis RS, 2355 nucleotides. RefSeq lists its product as uncharacterized. Lineage: Eukaryota; Fungi; Ascomycota; Eurotiomycetes; Onygenales; Onygenaceae. The record is from RefSeq and is a predicted model, not a curated record. Gene Ontology annotation, molecular function: ATP binding; protein kinase activity. The transcript has 3 exons. Gene Ontology annotation, biological process: protein phosphorylation. Bases 1 to 2355 code for a protein of 784 amino acids.
AUGGCGUCUCUAUCAGAAGACGAUCACAAGGUCAUCAAGCACUAUCCCUUGAAUGAUUCUCUUGGCCGCGUACGAGAGUUACUCCAGGAGGUGGAGCGUUCAUAUGCGCUGGUCAGUUCCGUUGACGGCGCUGAAGAUGGACCUGAACACGAUCUCCAAGACGUGGUAUCGCAUCUCCUGACUACCUUGAUAGUAACAAGGGCAGCUUACCGUCUGCGGUCGAAAGUGAAUAGUCAAAGCGUUGCCUCUGACCUGGCGGGCCACUUUACGCGCGUCACAGGCGACUUCAACUACACGUACUACCGCCCGCUGGUGAAUCUCAUCAUCAAAGAUGCACCCGACUUGGACAUCUGGAGUGCUGUUUUUGAUCUUAUUAGCGAGGUCUCGAGAGUGUCACCGCCACCGAACAUUCCGCCCGCGUCUAAAAGCACGCCCAUCGAGUAUUCCUCCGCGUCACAGCUGGAUAGCGAACAGAGUCGGCGAAAGGUCUUUGACGAAAUCAGAGACUGCACAUAUCGGGAUGUGGAAGGAUUCUUUGAAAAAUACUUUGAGGGAAAGGACUGGAGGGAUCGUGCUCAGAAAGCCUUUGACUUGGUGAAGAACGAAUACAUUGAUCGCAGAUGGUCUACUCUACUCGACUCGCCUACCCAGGACGAUGUGGUGGGCUGGAUAUUCCGACUGCAGGAUGAAUUUCUCCCGAAUGAGCAACGUCGCUACUAUACGAUAAAGCUACCAAAUGAGCUUACUGGCGCUGAGUCUAAGUGGCAGACAGAUCUUAUUGUCAAACGAAAGACCGGAGGGCCUGAACCCUCAGAUGUGAAACAUGACUGGAGAGACAUUGAUGUGAUUGGUGAGCUCAAGGCAUCCAAAGACGGAGUUAAAAGAUGUGUUCGCCUGUCAACCAACGCGCCGCUAUGUACAAUCUGUGGGCGAGAAAUGGAGGUCUGGGUGUUUGACCGCUCAGGAUGCUACAGUCCAGGCUGCUUUGAUAUCCACGACGAGCCGAAACGAUUUGUGCAGGUGAUCGCUGGCUAUAUAAUGAUGAAUGAGGAUGAACUGGGUCUGGAUACUUUCACAGAGUGGGAUGGUGACCGUCGCUUCAUAAACAUCAAGCAGGAUGGCUCUGAAACAGCAAAGAGGCUGCAGCUGAAGCCAGAUCCCCUCACACAUCAACAGGCGAUUGUCUGCCGCGGAACGGCUUGCUAUCUCACAAAGGCACCAGACUCUGAGGAUUGGAACCAUGUCACCAAGUUCUCCUGGACAUCUGAUAGACAGAAACCUGAAGCCGAUCUACUCAGGCUUGCCAAUCAGAAAGGAGUUGAGGGAAUUGCCAGGUUGGUCAGUCAUUGCUCAGUCACCAGUAUGAAAGAUAUGCGCUUGGGCUUGGUGUUCAAGAAGCCCUAUUCUUUCCGUGGUACUGCCGGCGUUGCAUCGUUCUUUUCGCAGUCUUUCUCUCAGUUUCAGCCGCCCAGUGUCCUUUCCCAGUCAUUGAGUACUGGUGAACGUACUUCAUUAAGAAAGCGCAAGUCAGCUGAUGUCAGUAUCAAACCAUCAAAGCGAUCCAGGUCCAGCAGCCAGCAAUUGAACCCACUACAGAAUGAGGUUACAUGUGAUGUGGAAGAUGCUCAGGGGGCCAGUUUGCUCACUCCCGCUGAUGGCCCAUAUGACAACCGUAUUCUUCGCUGUCUGGUCAUUUAUCCUGCUGGCCGGCCGAUAUACAAAUAUAAGUCACCUCCGGAACUCUUAGAAGCGCUUCGCGAUGCGAUUAAAGCACACAGAUCUCUGUAUGCCAAAGGAAACAUCCUUCAUCAGGAUAUUUCUGAGAACAACAUCAUCAUUACUGAUUCAAAGAAGACUGGCCACGCGGGAAUGCUGAUUGACAUGGACCUUGCUAAGGAGCUUGGCAGCGGGCGAAGUGGUGCACACUGUCGCACCGGCACCAUGGAGUUCAUGGCUAUUGAGGUGCUGCUUAAUAUAGACCAUACCUAUCGGCAUGAUCUCGAGUCAUUCUUUUACAUUUUUAUUUGGCAGUGGGGUCGCCGGGGCUGGGAGUUCACCCGCAAUCCGAAGAGGCAACCUACACGCAGUCUGCUCAUGCAGUGGUACACUGGAAGUUAUGAGGGCAUUGCUAUUACAAAGCGAGGUAUGGUUGACGCCAAAUUAUUUGAGCUCGUUUUGGCAAAGGAAUUUCCCCCUGAGUUUGAAUGCCUCAAAUCGCUUUGCAGGGAGUUGCGUGGGAUCCUGUUUCCGAUACGUGGCAACGCAAUCUUCACUGGCACGCCCAAGGACCCAGAGAUUCUGUACGGGCCGAUUAUCAAGGCUUUUGACAGAGCUAUCGAAGCAAUGGGAGGAUGA